AUGUCGGAUAACUCAGCUCUCCUCCUCGAGAAGCUGCUUGCAGCCGUCACCUCGAUCCAGCACGACCAGAAAGCGCUUGCCGCCGCCGUCGACGCAAUCAACGGCCGCGUCAAUGCCCUUGCCGACGUCAAGGAGCUCAGAGAUGCAGCUCGUCCCAAGACGCCCGUCGGCACCAAGGCCGUCGUGGUCCCCCAAUCGCCGUCGACCGAGGAGCAGGCCCCGCCGUCGGAAGUGACAGCCACCAUCUCCGCCGCCGGCUCCACCGUGCAGAAGAAGCCAACCACUUCCAGAAUCAUCCUGACCACUUACCCCGGCCAGAGCGGCAUUGAUCCCGUCAUCAUGAACUGGGGCGAGAAGGACCCAAUGAAGAGGGGCCCCAUAGUGGUUGCCAGAGGCACCCAAACCGUCAGACGCAGAAACGCUAUUGGUGCCCAUGGCGGUUCUUACAGCAUCUACCAUGCUCUGGCUCUCGCCAUCAACGAGCUGAAACCCGACCACAAGCCUGACUUCACCAACACUGAGCCUGCAGCUACUAUCGGCCCGUUCCCGGCAUGGUCCGACCCCAAGAAGAUCGUCGCUAUGGACCCAUACGGCCAUCUUGCCCCAUGGCUCUACAAGGAAUACAUCGACAAGGAGGGUGUCGAGAUCCGCCCCACCAUCGCUGUCACCAAGGCCCACAUGCGUCUGCCUGAACUCGAGCAGUCCGUCCGCGACGGCACCCUAGAAGUGGAUGGCAAGAUUGUGAUGAACGAGUUUGGAGAGUUGGCUGUCACAAAGUUCGCCGUAGAGCCUGUCUGGUAUCUGCCGGGAGUCGCUGAGAGAUUUGGUAUUGAUGAGGGCACCCUGCGUCGUUCUCUGUUUGACAACACCGGUGGAUCUUUCCCGGAGCUGAUCACUCGUCCGGAUAUCAAAAUAUUCAUGCCGCCGAUUGGAGGAUUGACGGUGUACUGCUUCGGUGAUGUCGCCAAGAUGUCGGACCCCAAUGUCAAGCUCGCACUGCGUGUUCACGACGAGUGCAACGGCUCGGACGUGUUUGGUUCCGACAUCUGCACCUGCCGGCCGUAUCUGCUGUUCGGUAUCGAGGAAGCCGUUAAGGAAGCGCAGAAGGGCGGAAGCGGGGUGGUAAUCUAUUUCCGCAAGGAAGGAAGAGCCCUAGGAGAAGUCACCAAGUACCUCGUAUACAAUGCCCGAAAACGCGGAGUCGACAGGGCAAGCGAGUACUUCCAGAGGACUGAGAACAUCGCAGGAGUCAAGGAUAUGAGGUUCCAGGCAUUGAUGCCCGAUAUCCUCCAUUGGCUGGGUAUCACCAAGAUCGACCGUAUGCUAUCCAUGUCGAACAUGAAGCAUGAUGCUAUCGUCGAGCAAGGCAUCCCCAUCCUCGAGCGAGUCCCGAUUCCGGAUUCGAUGAUUCCCGACGACUCCAGGGUGGAAAUUGACGCAAAGAUCCACGCCGGGUACUUCACCACCGGCAAGGUCAUGAGCAUGGAAGAAUUGUCAGCCGUACAGGGCAGGGCGUGGGAGGAUGUCGACCAUUAG
Tricharina praecox is the source of this 1536-nucleotide messenger RNA. Its product is annotated as GTP cyclohydrolase II, variant. The transcript is spliced from 11 exons. The record is from RefSeq and is a predicted model, not a curated record. Bases 1 to 1536 code for a protein of 511 amino acids. NCBI's taxonomy places the organism in Eukaryota, Fungi, Ascomycota, Pezizomycetes, Pezizales, Pyronemataceae. Gene Ontology annotation, molecular function: GTP cyclohydrolase II activity. Gene Ontology annotation, biological process: riboflavin biosynthetic process.